AUGGCCUCACCAAGCCAGUCGCAGAACGCCGCGGGCUCGACACAACCGCUCACCCCUCCCGCCGAAUCCUCCACCACCGCCAACACCACCUCCCAACCACAGCCCGCACCUCCCUCCGCUCCCACAAUGAACACCACAACCCCCAGCGCCGCAGCACCACUCUCCCAACCCACCCAAAUCCCCUCGACCUCCCUCAAAGACAACGGCAAGUCGCGCCGGCCACGCGACGUCCGCCUCGUGCACAUGCUGCUCGCCUCGCUCGGCGUCACCGCAUACCAGGAGCGCGUGCCGCUGCAGCUCCUCGACUUCGCCUACCGCUACACCUCCGGCGUGCUGCAGGACGCCGUGUAUCUCGCGACGGAGGGCUACGCCGGUGUGACCGACGGCGCGGGCGGCGUCUCGUCCCGCGGUCCGCCCGAGGUGAACAGCGUCUCGCUGCCGGCGCUGCGGCUCAGCAUCGCGUCCCGUCUGCACUACCAGUUCCAGACGGGCUUGCCGAAGGAGUUCCUUAUGGAUGUCGCGGCGGAGCGGAACCGUGUCGCGCUUCCGGGGGCGACGCGUGGAUAUGACCAGGCCCAGGCAAGUAAGCCGCCUGCGCAUCAGAGUGUUAUGAUGGGUGGCAUGCGGUUGCCGCCGGAACGGUUCUGUUUGACUGGUACCGGGUGGAACAUGCGCGAGGAUUGGGACAGUGAGGGUGAGGAGGAGGUUGUUGCGGAGGAUGCGGGCAAGGAGAAUGCGGCUGCCGCUGCGGAGGGGAAGAAUGAGGGCGAGGAGGGUGGUGAGGACGAGGAUGAGGCUGAGGACGGCAAGAUGGAGGAUAUUUUCGGCGAGGACACGGCGAUGGGCGAGGGAGACGGCGGGGACGGGGACGGCGAUGGGGACAAGCCCAUGACGGAUGUGUAA
Molecule: messenger RNA, 903 nt
Organism: Aspergillus terreus NIH2624
Lineage: Eukaryota; Fungi; Ascomycota; Eurotiomycetes; Eurotiales; Aspergillaceae
Product: putative transcription initiation factor TFIID, 31kD subunit
Exons: 1
Coding region: 1-903 (300 amino acids)
Biological process (GO): DNA-templated transcription initiation; RNA polymerase II preinitiation complex assembly
Cellular component (GO): transcription factor TFIID complex; SAGA complex
Molecular function (GO): transcription coactivator activity; protein heterodimerization activity; RNA polymerase II general transcription initiation factor activity
Source: RefSeq, a predicted model, not a curated record